AUGCCUUCGACGCCAGACUUGCUGGGCGUGCCUCCAGAACUCUUCGAGCGCAUCGCCCAAUUCGCCCACGACUCGGAUCUACUGGCCCUUCGUCUUACGAGCAAAGACGCGGCAUCGAAAGUCUUGCGCACCUUUACUGAGACUCAAUUCUCCCAUCGACACAUCCUCUUCACCGAGGAGCAAAAUCUGAGUACCGCCAUCGAAGUCGCCAAGCACCCCGUCUUUGGACCUGCGCUAAAUAUCCUGUGGUUGUACGUGGACGAGGUCAAGCUUGAAACCGAUCCGGACUUUCCAAAGUUCUACAAUAAGCAGAGAGCGCUGAUGGAGAGUGGUCGGGAUCUUCAUCUCUUGACCGUCCUCUUCGCUCACUUGAGGAGGCAUGGUGUGCAUCCGGACAUACGCAUCUUUCCAGACGCUUUCGAGGUCAGUUCCAAGCUACCCGUUUCUUCUGACUACAAAACUCCGCACUUCGGCAUCGGCGUUUGGAGUCUACUUGAACCGCCAGAGCCCGAUGAUCAUCGGCCCUUCCUUAAAAUCAUAGAAGCACUGUCACUCAGCCUCCUGAAGCCAUCCGCAUUGAUAGUGUCCGAGGAGACCUGCAACGUGAUGAUCAACCACCUCACCGACCAACACCUGACACAUAUGGCGGAAGCUCUUCGACGUGUCAAAACGCUUCAGCUCAGCACUGUCUCUUUUCCAAAUGUACUAUCCUCUGAACAGGUCGAGAAAUUCUGCAGCCUGCUCAGCAACGAACUCGAUUUGACGGACCUCCUUCUUCGUGUCGAAAAAAUGGGUAUACCCAUCAUGUUUGACGAAGUCUUUGCACCCAGAAGUGAUGACGAAUUCUUGGUGGAAGAGCUCUUCAAGAAGCAAUUUACGUCUCUGAAGACGCUGCAGCUGGAUGGCGCGCGAUUCGAGGGAUGUGCGCUUGUGGACUUCAUUCACCGUCAUCCAGCGAUUCACACUCUGGAACUGGACCGCAUCUUUCCCUUCAGUGGAGUUGAUCCCGACGAUAAACUGAGUAAGAAAGAUUUCGAUGCAUUGCUCCAACAACUAACUACCGUUGUGGAGAUCAGCGUGAGCAACACCUACCCCUGGGGGUUGAGCUCACCAACAUACUGA
Molecule: messenger RNA, 1122 nt
Organism: Lecanosticta acicola
Lineage: Eukaryota; Fungi; Ascomycota; Dothideomycetes; Mycosphaerellales; Mycosphaerellaceae
Source: the annotation of a GenBank genome assembly